This is a messenger RNA of Gossypium raimondii (Peruvian cotton), 2629 nucleotides long. RefSeq lists its product as uncharacterized. The record is from RefSeq and is a predicted model, not a curated record. The transcript is spliced from 4 exons. Bases 170 to 2434 code for a protein of 754 amino acids. Lineage: Eukaryota; Viridiplantae; Streptophyta; Magnoliopsida; Malvales; Malvaceae. Gene Ontology annotation, molecular function: protein binding.
CACUUCUUUCAACUUCUUUUUUUUUUUUUGGGUUUUAAUUCCAAGAGAGCUGCUUCUUCUUCUUCUUCUUCUUCUCUCUCGAGCCACGCGCAUCUUUCGCAUGCCAUCCCUCUCCUGUAGUUACAUCGACUUUUGUGUGCUACCUUGAAGAAACCGCCGCGUCUUAACAAUGACGGUGUUUUCCGGCAGCAGACAGGUGGUUCCCGUCGAUUACGAGGCCGAAGUUUCUCAGCGUCUGCUCGAAGCUUCUUUAACCGGCGAUCUGAGGUCAGCUCUCGAAUGCAUCGCCGAUCCGUUCGUCGACGUCAACUUCGUCGGCGCUGUCUGCUUGAAAACCAGGAAGGCAGAAGUCGUUUUGAGAGAAGAAUCGGCGAGUGAGGUCCGCGUCGAAUAUGAGGAGUUUAAGACUGACGUCACCGCUCUUUUCCUCGCUGUUCAUGUUGGAAAUGUCUCUCUCGUAAAGAAACUAUUGAGCGUAGGUGCUGAUGUGAAUCAGAAACUCUUCAAGGGCUUUGCAACAACAGUAGCAGUCAGAGAGGGUUAUCUUGAGAUUCUGAAAAUCUUGCUUAAAGCUGGGGCGUCUCAACCGGCUUGCGAAGAGGCUCUUCUAGAGGCAAGCUGCCAUGGGCAAGCAAGGCUUGCCGAACUGCUCAUGGGGUCUGAUUUAAUUCGGCCGCAUGUUGCUAUUCAUGCUCUCGUCACCGCCUGCUGCAGGGGAUUUGUGGAAGUCGUGGACGCCCUAAUGAAGUGUGGUGUUGAUGCAACUGCAAGUCAUAGGGAGCUGCUUCGGUCGUCUAAACCUUCUUUAUACACAAACGUUGACUGCACUGCACUUGUUGCUGCUGUGGUUAGUCGGCAGGUCUCUGUUGUCCGCUUGCUUCUACAGUCUGGGGGCCCAACUGAUAUUAAAGUAAGUCUUGGAGCGUGGUCAUGGGACACUACUACUGGGGAAGAGUUUCGAGUAGGUGCAGGACUGGCUGAGCCCUAUGCUAUCAGUUGGUGCGCGGUAGAAUAUUUUGAAGGUAGUGGUGCCAUCUUGCGGAUGCUACUUCAGCACCACCCCCUUGAGACACCUCACUAUGGAAGAACCCUCCUGCACCAUGCGGUCCUAUGUGGCAGUACAGGAGCUGUCAAAGUGCUCUUGAGCUGUGGUGCAAAUGUAGAAUGCCCAGUUAAAACCAUGAAAACUGAGUUCCGGCCAAUACACAUGGCAACUCGUCUUGGCUUGUCGGCAACCCUUCAAUCACUCAUUGAUUCCGGUUGUGAUCUAAACUCCAAGACAGACUCUGGUGACACAGCUUUGAUGAUUUGCGCAAAGUACAAACAUGAAGAAUGUCUGAGAGUGUUGACUGGGGCUGGUGCUGACUUUGGCUUAGUUAACAUCUCUGGUCAGUCUGCUAGCUCGAUUGCUGGUUCAAACCAGUGGUCCCGCGGUUUUCAGCAAGCAGUGCUGGAUGCAAUCAAGGUUGGAAGGAUUCCGAAGUCGAGCAAUGUAUCGGUUUUCUCUCCCUUGAUGAUUGUUGCCGAAACUGGUGACGUUGAGGCUCUAAAAGCUGUGAUUGGAAGUGGACAAUUUAAUCUUGAUCAUCAGAAUGAGAAUGGUUUCUCAGCAGUCAUGGUUGCUGCCUUAAAAGGUCAUGUUGAAGCUUUCCGGCUGCUAGUUUAUGCGGGAGCUGAUGUUAAGCUGUUAAAUAAAUCUGGUGAGACAGCAAUUACAUUGUCUGAACUGAACCAGAACCGUGACCUGUUUGAGAAAGUGAUGCUCGAAUUGGCACUCGAAAAAGGCAACCGCAAUGCUGGAGGAUUUUAUGCUUUGCAUUGCGCAGCACGCUAUGGAGACCUGGAUGCUGUGACAUUGUUGACGAGAAGGGGCUAUGAUGUAAACGUCCCCGAUGGGGAUGGAUACACUCCACUCAUGUUAGCAGCAAGGGAAGGUCAUGGUCCAAUGUGUGAGCUCUUAAUCUCACAUGGGGCAAAUUGUGAUUUCAAGAAUGCUAAAGGGGAGACUGCGCUCUCUCUUGCUCGAAAAACUGUCAUCUUGAAAGACGGCGCUGAACAUGUGAUUCUAAACGAGCUCGCUCGCAACCUUGUUGUCAGGGGUGCCCGUAUCCUGAAGCAUACAAAGGGAGGAAAGGGAAAUCCUCACUCGAAAGACAUGAAAAUGGUGCAGAGUUCCGGACUGCUGCAUUGGGGGAAAUCAAGUCGAAGAAAUGUUAUAUGCAGAGAGGCAGAAUUGGGACCAAGUGCAGCCUUUGAGAAGAACCGGCAGAGCAAGGGUGAUGCUAACAAACCCGGCGUAUUUCGAGUGGUGACUACCAAGAACAAAGAGGUUCAUUUCAUGUGCGAAGGCGGGUCCGAAAUGGCAGAGCUAUGGGUGAGAGGAAUAAAGCUUAUAACAAGAGAGGCUAUUUUUGGUAGCCAGAAAGAAAAAUAGGUAAAAAUGAGUUAGAAAGUGUACUGUAUAGAUACUGGGGAGUAUGAUAUGGUGGUGGUAGUUAGAAUUUAUGGUAUUUCGCUGUAAAGGUUUUGAUCUGCCGUAGUUAGUAACUGCUUUGUCAUCUGAAGAUGACCAAAGUCAAAACUCUAUUUGCCAUCAUCUUCACAUAAAUCUGCGGAGCAUAUUUCAUUA